Molecule: messenger RNA, 1705 nt
Organism: Diospyros lotus (date-plum)
Lineage: Eukaryota; Viridiplantae; Streptophyta; Magnoliopsida; Ericales; Ebenaceae
Product: enolase
Exons: 16
Coding region: 102-1439 (445 amino acids)
Biological process (GO): glycolytic process
Cellular component (GO): phosphopyruvate hydratase complex
Molecular function (GO): magnesium ion binding; phosphopyruvate hydratase activity
Source: RefSeq, a predicted model, not a curated record
AAUAGAACUCUCGGGCACUCGCCUGGCUUAAGUGGCGUUCUCCAAAAGACGACUCUCUGUUUGAGUUUCUCGGGCAAAAGUAAGGGAUUGAACCGACGACGAUGGUGACCAUCAAGGCCGUUAAAGCUCGACAGAUCUUCGACAGCCGUGGAAAUCCGACCGUUGAAGUUGAUUGCACUCUUUCCGACGGAACUUUGGCUAGGGCGGCUGUUCCCAGUGGUGCUUCAACAGGUAUCUAUGAAGCUUUGGAGUUGAGAGAUGGAGGCUCGGACUAUCUCGGAAAGGGUGUCCUUAAGGCUGUAGGGAAUGUGAAUUCCAUCAUUGCACCUGCCUUGAUUGGCAAGGACCCUACAGAACAGGCCAAAAUUGACAACUUUAUGGUACAAGAACUAGAUGGGACAGUUAAUGAAUGGGGCUGGUGCAAGCAAAAGCUUGGUGCAAAUGCUAUAUUGGCAGUCUCGCUUGCUGUAUGUAAAGCAGGAGCCAUGGUGAAGAAGAUUCCCCUUUACAAGCACAUUGCUAAUCUGGCUGGUAACAAGACCUUGGUGCUUCCUGUACCUGCCUUCAAUGUCAUCAAUGGGGGUUCGCAUGCUGGAAACAAACUGGCAAUGCAGGAAUUUAUGAUUCUUCCUGUUGGGGCUUCCUCUUUCAAAGAAGCCAUGAAGAUGGGCGUGGAAGUUUAUCAUCACCUGAAGGCUGUGAUUAAGAAGAAAUAUGGUCAAGAUGCCACCAACGUUGGUGACGAAGGUGGAUUUGCCCCUAAUAUUCAGGAAAACAAAGAGGGCCUUGAACUGCUGAAGACAGCUAUAGCAAAAGCAGGAUAUACUGGAAAAGUUGUGAUUGGAAUGGAUGUCGCCGCUUCUGAAUUCUAUGAUAUCAAUGAUAAGACUUAUGAUUUGAACUUCAAGGAAGAGAACAAUGAUGGAUCACAGAAGAUAUCUGGAGACAGUUUGAAGAACGUCUACAAGUCAUUUGUGUCUGAAUAUCCUAUUGUAUCUAUAGAGGACCCAUUUGAUCAGGAUGACUGGGAACACUAUGCAAAGUUGACCUGUGAAAUUGGUGAGCAAGUGCAAAUUGUUGGUGAUGACCUACUCGUGACAAACCCCAAGCGUGUAGAGAAAGCAAUCAAGGAGAAGGCCUGCAAUGCUCUCCUUCUUAAGGUGAAUCAAAUUGGUUCAGUUACUGAAAGCAUUGAAGCUGUGAAAAUGUCUAAGCGUGCUGGUUGGGGUGUUAUGGCAAGCCACCGAAGUGGUGAGACUGAGGAUACUUUUAUCGCAGACCUUUCAGUUGGUUUGGCUACGGGCCAGAUCAAGACUGGAGCUCCUUGCAGAUCAGAGCGCCUUGCUAAAUACAAUCAGCUUCUUAGGAUUGAAGAAGAAUUGGGAGGUGCAGCUGUUUAUGCAGGAGCGAAAUUCCGGGCACCAGUGGAGCCAUACUAAAGCAAUCGCUAGCCGAGUAAUGACCCAAGUGCUUGCAUCUCUUUUUAUUUUGGUGGUUUUUAAUAAAAAGCAGUUGGUUUUGGAGAGUUUAUGGUGGCUGCUGCUGCAGCUGCUGCUGCUGCUGCUAGUGUGUUAAUGUUGCCUUAGAAGUAAUUAUAAGAUCUCGUAUUACCCUCGAGGAGGAGUGCCGUGAUGUAAACCUUUGUUUCGCAAUUGAGAUUUGCUGAUGAUAAUGUUAUAUCUAUCUACCUAUCUUCCUAAAUUCA